AUGCGCACCUUCGAAGCUUGCGCUCUCUGGACCCUGAGUCUAUUGUUAGGCAGCAAGAUACUUGUCACUGCGCUCCCCACCUUCGAUUACAUGUGGACCCAUGUGAGGAGUGAACGCUUCUACAGCAGCAGUGGCGAAUGUCGAUCAGAUGAAGAGGGUUGCUUUUGGCCAGGAUUCAUCCGCCCAGCUGUUGAACCCAACGAGGAGGGUGACCCGGCGGUGAGGGCCCCCGCGGCUGUGUAUCCACAUGACACAACUCUAGCUGCCACCGCUACCGACGACAACACCGCUACUUCCUGUACACCAAGCACCGAGACGGCACUCACUGCGGCCGCGGACCUGAGGUUCCAACGCCGUGAUGAAGACACAGAGGUCAUCCCCCCUGCCGUCCGCUCUCAGGAGACGACUCUCCCUCCUGCCAACCCCACGCCGUACCCGUGCACCGGGCUUGUCCAGCCAUGCGAACCGGGCUACAAGGUCUUGCUGUUCAAUGGCCUCUGCAUCUGCUAUUAUCUCGGACCUCGCGGUGAAGCGAGGUGA
This is a messenger RNA of Fonsecaea pedrosoi CBS 271.37, 540 nucleotides long. RefSeq lists its product as uncharacterized. The coding region runs from base 1 to 540 and encodes 179 amino acids. The transcript is spliced from 2 exons. NCBI's taxonomy places the organism in Eukaryota, Fungi, Ascomycota, Eurotiomycetes, Chaetothyriales, Herpotrichiellaceae. The record is from RefSeq and is a predicted model, not a curated record.